GUUGGAAGAACAUGACGAGCAGCCAUUUUACCUCACCCAAGUCAUAUUCGUGAACGCAGUGUGUCUAGGUGCCUGUGGAAAAUUUUCUUGAGUAUCCUGAAUAAGCCCAGUGUACCUAUUGGUGGAAAUGUCUCCUAACUCGGAACCACUAAAGCUUCCCGGUCUGAAGACAGCACCAUGGGAUCCACGGUUUCCGAACCAGAACCAGACCAAAUACUGCUUCCAGAGUUACCUGGACUUCCAUCGCUGCGAAAAGAUCAAGGGUGAAGGGCACAACGUGUGUCAGUACUUUAAGGAUGUAUUCCAGGAUAUGUGUCCCAACGAAUGGGUUCAGAAAUGGGAUGAUCAACGUUCGGCGGGAACUUUCGCAGGGAAGAUUUGAAUACUAUUGAGUUGGUGCACCAAAAAAGCAUUUGAAAUAUAGAACCUUCGAUUGUUGAUACAA
Messenger RNA from Malaya genurostris, 445 nucleotides. RefSeq names its product cytochrome c oxidase subunit 6B1-like. The transcript is spliced from 2 exons. The record is from RefSeq and is a predicted model, not a curated record. The coding region runs from base 128 to 382 and encodes 84 amino acids. NCBI's taxonomy places the organism in Eukaryota, Metazoa, Arthropoda, Insecta, Diptera, Culicidae. Gene Ontology annotation, cellular component: mitochondrion; respiratory chain complex IV.